UUCGCGCGCGUGCAAAACGCAGUCGACGGCGCCAUCGUCGACGAGAAGGACGCGAUCGACAGUAGUGAGUACUCUGUGCGGUUAGACGUCAGCGUGAAGCCGUUCCCGUGGCUCGGGUACGACUAUAACCUCGGCGGGAUCAUCGCCGCGGCGGUCUUCUCCAUCAUCGGCGCGCUCGCGUUCAUGUCCAACGUCGUCAUCAUCAUGAAGUCCGUCGUCGUGGAGAAGGAGCUGCGUCUGCGGGAGGGAAUGCAGAUGAUGGGAAUGAGCACGAACACGUACUGGCUCUCGUGGUUCUUCACGCACCUCGUCACGGCGAUGUGCACGGUCGUACUCAUCUGCCUCAUCGGGAUGUACCCGUUCGAGUACACGAACCCGUUCUUACAGUUCGUCUUCUACACGCUGUGGGUGAUAUCCAUCAUCCUGUGGAACUACAUGCUCUCCACGGUGUUCAGCCGAAGCAUCACCGCGUCCGUCGUCGGAUGCUUCGUCUACGUCAUCUCCAUGGCGCCCGCCAUCGCGGUUCGAAUCACGCACGAGAACGGCAGCACCGGGUGGAUCGCGAGCUGUCUUCUCCCGGGCGGGACGAUCAACAUGUGGGGGCACGUGCUGGCGGUUCUCGAGCUCGCGAAGGAGGGCGUGACGUUCGACACGCUCGCGGAGUCGGUGUCUAGGGACGUGAACUUUUCCGCGGGGACGGUGAUCGGCAUGACCGCGCUCGACUGCGUGAUUUACGCGUUCAUGACGUGGUACCUCGACAAGGUCUGGCCGACGGAGUUUGGGCAGCGGCUGGAGCCGUGGUUUCUGUUCACGCGCGCGUACUGGCGCGGCGAGAAGGACGACGCCGCGUCGGACGAUCAGAAGGAGAUUGACGUGGCGGCGUUGGAAAAAGCCGAGGAGGGCGUCACGUUUGAGAAGCUGACGCCGGAGCAGACCGCGCGCGCGCCGGUUCGCAUCCGGGGGUUGCGGAAGACGUUCAAGAACGGCGUGACCGCGGUGGACGACCUCACCGUGACGUUCGCGCCGAGUCAAGUCUCCGGUCUGCUCGGGCACAACGGCGCGGGGAAGACGACGACGAUCAGCAUUCUGACGGGCAUGCUCAACGCGAGCGGCGGCGACGCGAAGAUAAACGGCCGAUCGAUCAAGACCGACAUGCCGACGAUCCGAGCGUCGCUCGGGAUUUGCCCGCAGUUCGACGUCCUGUGGCCGACGCUCACGGUGAAGGAGCACCUGGAGCUGUACGCCGCGUUCGGGGGGAUGCCGAAGAAGAUGAUCGGCCGCGAGGUGAUAGCCGCCGUGAACGAAGUCGCGCUCUCCGAGAAGCUCGCGUAUAAGACGGGGCUUCUGUCCGGGGGGCAACGCAGGAAACUCUCGCUCGCGAUCGCGUUCAUCGGCCGCCCGAAGGUUGUCUUCCUCGACGAGCCGACGUCCGGGAUGGACCCGUACUCGCGCAGGUUCACGUGGGACGUCAUCCGACGUCGCGCGGCGAAGUCGUCGAUACUUCUCACGACGCACUUUCUCGACGAGGCGGAUUUGCUCUGCGACCGCGUCGCGAUCAUGUCCGCGGGGAAGCUCGCGUGCGUCGGCUCGCCCGUGUUCCUCAAGAACCGAUACGGAACAGGGUACCACCUGACGCUGGCGCGGUCGGAGGGGAACGCGGGGGGUAACGGCGACGCCGCGAGCGUUUUAUCGCUCGUCGCGAAGCACGUCCCCGCGGGCGCCGUCGCCUCCGACGUCGGCGCGGAGCUCAGCUUCACGCUCCCGACCGACCAAACGCGCGCGUUCCCGGAGCUGUUCAAGGAACUGGACGCGAAUCUCCAGAGGCUUGGGUUCAGCAGCUACGGGAUCUCGUGCACGACGCUCGAGGAGGUGUUCUUCACGUUCAUCACGUCGCUCUUCGUCGUCAUGGGCGCGGCGGUGUUGACGUCCUCGCUCGUCGUCUUCCCCGUGUACGAGCGCCGCAACAACUCCAAGCACCUGCAGAUGGUCUCCGGGGUGAACAAGAUGGCGUACUGGCACUGCCACUGGCUCGCGGACCUCGCGCAGAUGGCGGCGCCCGUCGCCGCCGUCGUGUGCCUCUUCGCCGCGUUUAACAUCGCGCAGUACCGAGGGCAGCUCGAGGCGAUCUCCGUCUUGCUAAUCUCGUUCAUCGCGUCCAGCAUCGGGUACACGCACCUGCUCGGGUUUUACUUCAGCAACGAGUUCUACGCGUUCGUGGGCACGGUCGGCGUUAAGUUGUUCCUCGGCGUCAUCACGACCGCCGCGGGGAUGGUCGUCGAGGUGCGUUCUAUACACUGGUCCCCAUACGACCCCGUUCGCGUGUACGUGUUGCCCAUGAUCAUCCCGCACUACUCGCUCGGGAAAGGGCUGUACGACAUCGGUCAAAACAAGCUGAACGAGGAGCGGUACACGUACGACGCGAGCACGAAGAAGCUGACGCGCGCGAACACGUAUCACUACAUGAACGACGACGUCAUCGGCGACGACGUGUCGUUUCUCCUCGGCACCGCGGCGAUGUGGUUCGCGCUCGUGCUCGCCGUCGAGCUCAGCGAAGGCCGGACGCGGACGCGGUUCGUGUACGUCGUGACUUUCGCGUGGCUGCGCGAGUGGCUGCGCGUCGGCGUCGCGGGCGGAGGCGCGCGGCGCGUCGAGGAGCCGCCCGAGGACGAGGACGUCGCCGCGGAACGACGGCGGGUGGAAACGCUCGCGGAGCGCGCGUUUUUGAACGUGUCCCCGGGAGAGUCUUCUUCGCUCGACGGCGUGAUCCUCCACGACCUCUCCAAAACCUUCGGCGCGAAGAAGGCGGUGCGCGAGCUGUCCGUGGGUAUGGCGCGGGGGCAGUGCUUCGGGCUCCUCGGCAUCAACGGCGCCGGGAAGACGUCGACGUUUCGGAUGAUCACCGGCGAGUUCGCGCCGACGAAGGGCGACACGAACGUCCUCAUCAACAACCGCGGCGUGAAGGAGUACGUCUCUAUUCACCGCGACCUGACAAGGGCGCGGUCGCUCAUGGGGUACUGCCCGCAGUUCGACGGGCUGCAGCCGAACAUGACCGCGCGCGAGCUGCUGACGUUUUACGCGCAGAUACGAGGCAUGCCGCGCGAGGACGUCGACGGCGUCGUCAAGGCGCUGCUCGAGAAGAUGUCGCUGACGAAAUACGCGGACCGACAGUCCGGGACGUACUCCGGAGGCAACAAGAGGAAGCUCUCCGUCGCGAUCGCGCUCGUGGGCGAGCCGUCCGUGGUGCUUCUCGACGAGCCGUCCACGGGGAUGGACCCCGAGGCGCGUCGGUUUCUGUGGGACGUCAUAAGCGACAGCACGCACGGCCGGACCAUCGUGUUGACGUCUCACAGCAUGGAGGAGUGCGAGGCGCGUUCUAUCUCACACUGGUCCCCAUACGACCGCGCGCUGUGCAACAAGAUCGGCAUCAUGGUCGGCGGGAAGUUCUCGUGCCUCGGUUCCUUGCAGCACCUGAAGAACCGGUUCAGCGAGGGGUACACGCUAGAGCUGCGGUUCGAGCCCGGGCGGGGGCGCGAGGUUAUGGACGCGCUCGCGGCGCGGGGCGUCGCCGCGGAGGUGGUGGAGUCGCACGCGUCCGAGCUGACGCUGAAGGUGCGAGAGGAGGACGCGAGGCUGUGGCAGAUUUUCGACGCGGUGGAGGGGAUGCGCGCGCGGGGCCCGGGGGGGCAGAAGAGCGGCGAGAUCGCGGUGGACGUCCCGAUCGAUCUCGGGCGGCGGCGGCGGCCCGCCGCCGCGCAGCCGCCGCAGCCGCCGGACUCGGACUCGGACUCGGACGGCUCGGACGCGCCGCCGCCGCCGCCGCCGCCGCCGCCGAGCGCGCUGAGCGCCAUCGGCGGCGGCGGCGGCCUCGUGGACGACUACUCCGUGUCUCAGACGACGUUGGAGCAGGUCUUCGUGCGGUUCGCGUCCGCGCAGGACGAAGAGAGAGGCGCCGCGCCGGGGUUGUCGACGGGGCGGGAGGCGGGGGGCGCGGAGCUUCCCCCGGCGCCGCCGCCGCAGGGGUCGCGGGCGUACUACGCGCGGCAGGGCGGCGGCGGGUGAUUUGAUUCUAGCGCGCGCGCGGAGGUCGACGGGUCAUCGACGACGGGUUCAGACUUCGAGAGGGAGCGCUCGUUCUCGACGUUUACUGUACGCCUUUACUCGUAAUGUGAUUGGACUUGUAACAACAUCGAUUCGAUUCUU
Micromonas pusilla CCMP1545 is the source of this 4200-nucleotide messenger RNA. Its product is annotated as ATP-binding cassette superfamily. Gene Ontology annotation, molecular function: lipid carrier activity; ABC-type transporter activity; ATP hydrolysis activity. Lineage: Eukaryota; Viridiplantae; Chlorophyta; Mamiellophyceae; Mamiellales; Mamiellaceae. The transcript is spliced from 6 exons. Gene Ontology annotation, cellular component: intracellular membrane-bounded organelle; membrane. Gene Ontology annotation, biological process: transmembrane transport; lipid transport. The record is from RefSeq and is a predicted model, not a curated record. Bases 184 to 4059 code for a protein of 1291 amino acids.